Molecule: messenger RNA, 1629 nt
Organism: Candidozyma duobushaemuli
Lineage: Eukaryota; Fungi; Ascomycota; Pichiomycetes; Serinales; Metschnikowiaceae
Exons: 1
Coding region: 1-1629 (542 amino acids)
Biological process (GO): mRNA processing
Source: RefSeq, a predicted model, not a curated record
AUGAAAAUCCGAAUAGUGGAUCCAUAUCCUGUCAAUGUUUAUCAGAACGAUGAUAUCAUCUCGAAGCUUAAGGGCUACAAAAGGCCGGAGUACAAUCACAUUGAGCCGAUGUUCAGCAUUCCCGUUAUAGGUGAUGUAGAUGUUGACGAGCUACUCAAGCAUCAAAGGCUCAACAAAUCUUUGACAAGUAAAUAUGGCUUGUCAACAUCUGUUGAUGAUGCAACUGCGGUGUCCAAUGUGGGUGAUGAGCUGGAAAAUCCACUGAGGCUCUUUGUGGGGCUUGAUCGUCUUCUACCGCAUAACAAGCAAGAACAGAAAGCAACUGUGGCUCUUUUAAAAUGUCCAGCUCUACGAAAGAAUGCUAUGGAAAAAGUAUUGAACUCCAUUGUGUCUUUGCUGCCCAAGAAGGGCCUGUUUUUGUGGACAGAGUUGACCGAUGCAGACAUUGGAGAAAACAACAUAUUUAUUCGUUUUUCCAGCAUCCCAUUGGCUAAGUUGUUUUGUGGGCUGCUAGAGAAGUUCACUGAUGUCUUCCAACCUGAGGUGGUCUCAGAUGUUGAACCCGCAAGUAAUGAUACUGAAGAAGAAAAGCUUCGAGAAGUUGCCUCCAGUAUUUCAAAUAUCAUCGCUAAUAAGAACAAUUACGGAAAACUAACUGGAAAGACCGGAACAGAGGAUCUAGAUAACAUCAUGCAACAUUACAGUCAAUACAAGGUGGACAACGCUGACUUGGUCGACAUACCCACAGACAUGAAAGAUAAAAUAGUGAGAGAAAUUAUCAAAUUUCGUUCCAGAGUGUUGACUUUGGAGAAGGAUGCUAGAAAGAAGGAGCUAGAACAAGAAAGACAGAAGGCCAAGGCAAGAAUUACAAACCUCUUCGAAGACAUCAAAGAGUCCAACGUUGUUCCUGGAGAAUCGGCGAGUACAGCACAGGAUACUGCGAUGAAAGAAGAGGAAGAGGAGCAAGAUAGCGUACCCGAGGAUGAGUAUAUCAAGUUAGUCGAGGAAGAAAUGGCUAAGAAGCGCAAUGAGGCCUACCAAAGAAAACUUCAAAAGGUACAGCAUUUGGAGACGGUCGAGGUCUUUUCUCUACUCCAGCAACUCAAGGCUGCCCAAACUUAUGAAAAUAAUUUGGUGGACAACAAGUUCUCAUAUUUGGAGGACUUCAAAGCAUUUUCCGACCUCGAUGUUCCACAGAUCAAUCCUAUCCUAUCCUCGAAAUUACAAUUGUACUUCAACGAUCAUGCUGAAUACUUGAAAGUCAGAAACUUCGAGAGAUCUCAGGAAGAGCAGAACGAUAAGAUGGAUCUAGAGAAUGAGCAGAUUGAGGUGAAGGAAUCUGCUCCUGUGAUAGUUGCAACUGAAGCGCCAAAGGCAAGCGAAUCUGUUGUGUCUGAUAUUUCUAUCCUGGAGUUACCGCAGACCAAACUUGACGCACUUAAAAACAGAAUCGGAGAUCUCAUUUUGGAAUAUUUGGGUGUGAAGGAGGACCUUUUGAUUGAUUUCAUAUAUGACUUCCUCUGCGAGAACAAUUUAAGUGAGAAGGAGAAUUUGAUAUCUGAAUUGCAAGAGACUCUCGAUGAGGAUUCGGUCGUGGUUGUCGAAGAAAUCUACAAGUUUCUCAGUUAA